GCUGGAGAUUUUGGUUGGAGCGGAUGAGGGGUACCUCGCGUUAGCUUCCACGUUUAUCUUUACCGUUCCUUGAGCCGAAUAAAGCCCACCUGUUGAACCUGUCCGAGGUACUUAUUAUCAGGAGUUAACAAACUUUGAACCAGUAUCAAACCUUUCUUCCAAGGAAUUUACUACAUAGCACACUCCUCAAAAUGGCAUCAGCAGUCUCAAAGCGCCUUGAAGGCAAGACCAUUCUGAUCACCGGAGCAUCUUCGGGUAUCGGAAAGGCCACAGCCUUUGAGUUCGCCCGCACCAGUCCCAAGAACCUCAAAUUGGUCUUGACAGCGCGACGAAUUGAUAGCCUUCGUCAAAUCGCUGAAGAUAUUGUCAAAGAAGUUGGCGAUGGCGUCAAGGUGCAUCCUGUCCAGCUCGACGUCAGCAAGCCUGAGGAGGUGCGCUCUUUCGUGAGCAAGCUGCCUGCAGAGUUCAGUGAGAUUGAUGUCUUGGUGAAUAAUGCUGGUCUUGUCAAGGGCGUUGAUAAAGCUCCCGAGAUCAAGGAAGAGGACAUCAACGUCAUGUUCGCUACCAACGUCACAGGCUUGAUCAACAUGACACAAGCUAUCCUACCUAUUAUGCUGAAGCGUAAUAAUGGCGAGGGAGCUGGUGACAUCAUCAACAUUGGCUCUAUCGCAGGUCGUGAGCCUUACGUUGGCGGUAGCAUCUACUGUGCGACCAAGGCUGCCAUCCACUCCUUCACUGAGAGUCUGCGCAAGGAGCUUAUCUCAAAACGCAUCAGAGUAAUCAGAAUCGAUCCUGGCCAGGUCCAGACAGAGUUCAGUGUUGUGCGAUUUUAUGGUGACAGAUCCAAGGCUGAUGCAGUCUAUGCUGGUUGUGAGCCUUUGACACCGGAUGACAUUGCUGAGACGAUUGUCUUUGCUGCUGGCAGAAGGGAGAACGUGGUCAUUGCUGAUACCUUGAUAUUCCCCAACCACCAGGCUGCGGCUACGAUUAUGCACAGAAAGACUUAGGAGCGCCGUAUCAUAAUUAGACCAAGACACCAACACAAAUAGAAAUUCCCAAACUAUAAAUGCUCGGGUGAUUCACUGGCAAUUUGGCGUUGUUCAAAGCUCGUAAGAAGAUCUUCGGUUAUUUUU
Messenger RNA from Fusarium odoratissimum NRRL 54006, 1133 nucleotides. Its product is annotated as oxidoreductase. Gene Ontology annotation, cellular component: cytosol. Lineage: Eukaryota; Fungi; Ascomycota; Sordariomycetes; Hypocreales; Nectriaceae. Gene Ontology annotation, molecular function: oxidoreductase activity. Bases 192 to 1007 code for a protein of 271 amino acids. The transcript is spliced from 3 exons. The record is from RefSeq and is a predicted model, not a curated record.